This is a messenger RNA of Aspergillus melleus, 417 nucleotides long. RefSeq lists its product as uncharacterized. The transcript has a single exon. The record is from RefSeq and is a predicted model, not a curated record. NCBI's taxonomy places the organism in Eukaryota, Fungi, Ascomycota, Eurotiomycetes, Eurotiales, Aspergillaceae. Bases 1 to 417 code for a protein of 138 amino acids.
AUGGCCUCCGUGCCUCUAGCUGGACAGGCCCUCAUGCCCGACCAUCAGCAGAUGGUGAAAGUCAUCCUCGGUGCUUGUCUUUUCGUCUUCAGAGGUGACAUGCAAUGCCCCUGUGCCUCCGGCUCUCUAGUGAUCCAAGCCCAUUCCUUUUCCGCUGGAGGAACAUGCGACGACUGUGGCCACCUUCUCUCCCGGCAUCGAGACUACGGUGCUAUCCCUCAAGGACAUGGAGUAAAGGAGCUUGAACUGAUUGUCAACAGCCCCGUCUCUGUCGAAAUUUCCGUCGCCUUUGCACCAGGAUAUCUCGCCGCGUCCCGACACGGUCAGAAAGCUUGCCGCAUUGCUAGACAAAAAGCGAGUGGUACAUGUCAGAGGACCCCCGGCGUCUGGCAAGACAACGCUUGCGCAUCUUCUUGA